GCAUUUUCGCGUAUCUGAACUACCUCGAGCCGAAGAGCCGCCGGGAGAUACUGGAGCUGCUGAUUCGAGGGCUGCAGCGCCUCGAGUACCGCGGCUACGACUCGGCGGGCGUCGCCUUUGACCGCGACGACAAGACCAUUGAGAUCAUCCGCGCCAAGGGCAAGGUGAAGGCGCUGGAGGAGGCGAUUUGGAGCAGGGCGGCGGAGGUUGACCUCGAGCACCAGUACCCGGUGCACGUGGGCAUUGCGCACACGCGCUGGGCCACCCAUGGCGCCCCCAGCGAGCACAACUCGCACCCGCAGCGGUCGGACGCCGGCAAUGAGUUUGUCGUCGUCCACAAUGGCAUCCUCACCAACUACAAGGACAUUAAGAAGUUUCUGGAGAAGAAGGGCUUCACCUUCGAGUCGGAGACGGACACGGAGGUGAUCGCCAAGCUGAUCAAGCACCUCCACGAGACGCACCCGAAGAUGCAGUUUCGCGAGCUGGUCGAGCAGGUCAUUCAGCAGCUGGAAGGCGCCUUUGCCAUCGCCCUGAAGAGCAAGCACUUCCCCGGGGAGUGCGUCGCCACGCGACGCGGCAGCCCCCUCCUCGUGGGCAUCAAGACGAAGAACAACCUGACCACCGAUCACAUUCCCAUUAUCUUCAGCAGUAAGGACAACCGAUUCAACAAUCUGACGAGCAGCGCCGUGGUGGGCGGCAAGCUGGCCCGCUCCAACUCGACCACUGAGUUCAUUCCCUACGACGAUGAGAAGGUGGUGGAGUACCUCUUUGCCUCGGACGCCAGCGCCAUCAUCGAGCACACCAAUCGGGUGAUCUUCCUCGAGGACGACGACGUCGCCUCGGUCAAGGAAGGACGCCUCACCAUCCACCGACUGAAGCGCAACCUGGAGGGGGCCGCGCCCACCUCGCUCACCCGCGAGAUCAUCACCCUGAAGAUGGAGAUUCAGCAGAUCAUGAAGGGCAACUACAGCAGCUUCAUGCAGAAGGAGAUCUUCGAGCAGCCCGAGUCGGUGAUCAAUACGAUGCGCGGCCGGAUUAGCUUCGAGGAUGAGACCGUCGUCCUCGGCGGCAUCAAGGACUUCAUACCGGAGAUUAAGCGCUGCCGGCGGCUGCUGCUGAUUGGCUGCGGCACCAGCUACCACAGUAUUAUUGCGACCCGGCAAAUCCUCGAGGAGCUGACUGAGCUGCCGGUGAUGAUCGAGCUGGCCAGUGACUUUCUCGACCGCCUGACGCCCAUCUUCCGCGACGACGUCUGCUUCUUCGUCUCGCAGUCGGGCGAGACGGCGGACACGCUGAUGGCGCUGCGGUACUGCAAGGCGCGCGGCGCCCUCAUCGUCGGCAUCACCAACACCGUGGGCAGCAGCAUCUGCCGGGAGUCCCAUUGCGGCGUGCACAUCAACGCCGGCCCGGAGAUCGGCGUGGCCAGCACGAAGGCCUACACCAGCCAGGUGAUCAGCCUGGUGAUGUUUGCACUGGUGAUGAGCGAGGAUCGGAUCAGUAUGCAGCCGCGCCGGAGCGAGAUCAUCCAGGGGCUGAAAUCGCUGCCGGAGCUGAUUAAGCAGGUGCUGCAGCUGGACGAGCAGGUGCUGGAGCUGUCGCGGGAGCUGUUUAAGCAGAAGUCGCUGCUGUUGAUGGGACGUGGGUGGAACUACUCGACGGUGCUGGAGGGCGCUCUGAAGAUCAAGGAGCUGACGUACAUGCACUCGGAGGGCAUUCUCGCCGGCGAGCUGAAGCACGGCCCCCUGGCCCUGAUCGACCAGGCGAUGCCCGUCAUCAUGGUGGUGAUGCGCGACUCCGUCUACCCGAAGUGCAUCAACGCCCUCCAGCAGGUGCUCGCCCGGGGCAGCAACCCCAUCCUCGUCGUGGAGGAGGGCGACACCGAGACGGAGAGGUACGUGACGAAGGACGGCAAGGAGGAGCGGAACAGCGACCGGACGCUGGCCAUUCCCCACACGGUGGACUGUCUGCAGGGCAUUCUGACGGUCAUUCCCCUGCAGCUGCUCUCCUACCACAUUGCCGUCCUCAGGGGCUGCAACGUCGACUGUCCGCGGAAUCUGGCCAAGUCGGUCACUGUGGAGUGA
Messenger RNA from Rhagoletis zephyria (snowberry fruit fly), 2081 nucleotides. NCBI's taxonomy places the organism in Eukaryota, Metazoa, Arthropoda, Insecta, Diptera, Tephritidae. The record is from RefSeq and is a predicted model, not a curated record.